Messenger RNA from Pocillopora meandrina, 7671 nucleotides. The record is from the annotation of a GenBank genome assembly. NCBI's taxonomy places the organism in Eukaryota, Metazoa, Cnidaria, Anthozoa, Scleractinia, Pocilloporidae.
AUGACGAGACUACAUAUGCUUGAAUGGCAAAACUCUCGUCUUCAGAGUAAGAUGGAGUCACCCGUAGAGCGGGCAAGUUCCCGCCAAAGCCGUGACAUAGCUAUCGCCAGAAACGUUUACGACGAAAGCUUCUUCACUGCAUCAAAACGCCAUGGCUCUCCAUUGAGUAGCAAAGAAGACUCAACGAAAAAGAGUCGUUACUUGAAUGCCGUUCGUCGAAAGCUUUCUCCGAGUUCGUGUUCAUGGAGUGGAUUCAUCUCUGUGCUGACUCAGCUCAUGCCGAUUAUUCGCUGGUUACCAAAAUACAACUUCAAAGAAGAUUUGUUUCCCGACUUAAAUGGAGGUGUUACGGUCGCUGUCAUGCAUAUUCCUCAAGGUAUAGCAAUUUUGUACUGAUCAAUGGAUCGUCUACCUAGUUAUGUCUUAACAUCAUCCGACUGACAAAACAACACGUUAAGAUUUAGUUUGGCAACAGCUAGAAUUAAUUUGUACGUAAUGCGUUCGCUUUGGAGAAGAGGGCAUGAUUUGGCAGUUCACUUACUUUGUUAUAGCGAGGAAUUACUGUCAAAAUAUCAGUAAGAAGAAUAGGGAGUGGUCCGGAUUACUGCUGGGGGUUAGUCGACGGGGACUAUCAGUUACACAAAUUGUGUAGACUUAAUAAAUAGCCGUGGGUAGUUUGGGAAGAUUAUCAUGGCUUUAGCAUCUUUGAAAACUGUCACAUGUGAGGAGCUCAUUUUUGAGUAAUGGGCUCCUGCACAUGUCUUUUUCUGACGUCAUCUUUUUCUCUUCCAGGACUCGCAUUCGCCAUGCUGGCUUCUCUUCCGCCGGUCACAGGACUUUACACCGCCAUUGUCCCAGUAUUGCUUUAUAUGAUCAUGGGUACAUCACGACACUUGUCUGUAGGUAUGGAGGAAAUUCUUUCCUUUUUUUUUUUUUUUUUUUUUUAGUACCUCUGCAGCUUUGAAGGAAUGAUUCUAUCAUUAAUACACAAGUUUUUGGUUGUGUUAACCCUUUACACCCUGAUAUCAGUAUGCAUAUUCUCAAUACUGUAAGCUAUAUAUUUCCUAAAGCUCUGACAAGGAGAAUUCGUUUAACAAUCAAGAGCUUCUCUCGUUGGUGAUCAUUUCCUUUAUUUACGUGACCUUAACGUGCGAUUCUUCGGUGAGGAGAGAUUAGAUGCCAAUCUCUCUCAGGUGUUAAAGGGUUAAAUGACCGACAGACUAUAGUGAGACAAGUAAUCAGUUUAAUGAUUGGUUGUUUUUGUCACGUGAUAGGUAGUUUUGCAGUCAUUUGUUUGAUGGUGGCACAAGUUGUUGAACGCGAAGUGGGUCACAUGCCCGCAACACCCAGUCCCGCACCAGGUAAUAGCUCGAUGCCCAGUCCUUCUCCGACAAGUGGAGGCUCCGCGUUAUGGUCACCCUACGAUUCGGCCAAAUUGGAAGUCGCCAUUUCCCUCUCCUUACUCGUUGGCAUCAUCCAGGUAAAGUGAUUUACCAUUUGCUUUCUACAAAUGUGAAUAGUAGUUUAAAAAGUAUGUUUUUUUAACGGUAGGUUAUCAUGGGAGUGGCGAAGCUGGGGGUUGUGGCGACGUACUUGUCGGAUCCAUUGAUUAGCGGUUUCACCACAGGAUCAGCGGUGCUUGUUGUCAACAGCCAAUUGAAACAUAUACUUGGACUAACAGUUCCUCGGAUCACCGGAUCAUUUGCCGCAGUUAAGGUAACUAAGCCUUGAACACAUUGUUUCAACCAUCCUCUAACCAUCUGCCGAAUCCUUGGAAAAUAAAUCUCGAAGUUUGAAAAAAAUCACUAGAAUACACGAAUUGUAUCCGAUUUCCGACCAAAUGGUCACAAUAUCUACCUUAUAUUCUACCAAAAUUACUGUUAAUUCAUAUCCCUCAGAGUGGCUUACCUGUUAGGGAGCUCUUUCUUUAUCUCCUCUAGGCCUAAGAUUCUUUACAUCGUUUUUGAAUACUAUCAAAUUGUUAAACUUUUCGUAUAUAUUUUCUUUCUUCUCGUGCUCCGCUAAAUUUGAGUAUAGGAUUUUUUCCAAGAUAAAUUUUACGACCUAGAUCUAGAGAUGCCCGAACCAAUAACCGAGAAUUCGUGAUCGACCUAACCUUCUCAAUGAUUCAAACAAAUGAUGAUGAUAAUUGCUUUCAGAUCUUUAUUCAUAUGAUGAAAAACAUUCCCUCGGCGAACGUUGGAGCCGUAAUUACAGGCCUGCUCUGUCUUUUUCUAUUGAUUGGACUGAAAGAAAUAAACGUUAGAUUCAAGGACAAACUGAAAGUUCCCAUCCCUGCUGAACUUCUAGUGGUAAGAACAUUUAUUUCAUUGGGUUAAUUUGUAGGAAAGUAGCCGUGGAUAUGAAACAGUGCCUCGAAAUUUUCUAUUCUUUCUCCAAUAAGGAUUAAUUUACUGUAGGGGUGUGGCCAGGAUCUUCAAAGGGGGGAGGGGGGGUCCAUGCUAUGUCAAACAGAGGGUACUCACCAGUUUUAACCAACUGAAUACUGAGGGUCGUUUUCUUAAAAAAAAGGCUCACAAAGGAGGGGGGGUGGUUAAGGGCACCCCAGGUCCCCCCCACCCUAGCUACGUCCUUGAACUGGUAAGGCUCGAAACUUCGUAGCUAGUUACCCAGAACGAGAAAGCCCGGAACAAGAAACUUUUUUUUAUCUUUUUAAAUGCAUUCUUUAAUCUAUUAAUUUUUAUAUUCAUUUUUCAAUCAAAGGAUUCACAAACAAUCAGAGAAAUCUUUAGAAGCCCUGUUUUCUCCUGUUCAGUCAAUUUGAUCGAAAGCUUGGGAAACAAGGACAAACGGCUAGUUCUCACAUUUGUUUCCUUUUUUAUCUGAUCAGGUUGUUGUCGGAACUGCCAUCUCAUAUGGUGCGGCCAUUAAUGCGAACUUUGGUACACCGAUCAUAGGAGAAAUACCGAAGGGGUUUGUAAUAUACCUUGUGGUGUGCUAGACACAAGUAACAUAGUGUGUUGUAACGAUUUGUCUUUUAACAUCGAGCGGGAGCAGUUUCCCUUGUGUGACACACCGUAAAAUUGAACUUUCGCGGUAACAAUAUUUCGGUUGCAACUACGUAUGGCUUAAAUUCGAAGUCUGAUAUCGUUUAUAGGUACAAAAGUAUUUAUAACUAGCUUUUAGUAACUUCGUUGUCCACGAGGAGAUGUUCAUAAUUGUCUUUCAACAAACCACGUCUCUUUGUGCAUACGUUUGUCCCAAGUUUUUUUUUAUCGAACUGCAACGAAUAUUUUUCUUCAUCAGCUCCCGAGCAGGCCACGUUUUAUUUAGUUCUUCAUUCACUUGAUUCGGUUUCAGACUUCCUCCUCUGAGUGUACCAUCUUUAUCCAAGAUCUCGAACAUUUUCUCAGACGCCUUUGUCAUCGCAGUGGUGAUAUUUGCUACAAACAUCUCGCUAAGUACGAUGUUUGCUAAGAAGCGUGGUUACUCAGUCGAUCCGAACCAGGUUUGUUUAUUAAGAAUUGUACAUGAAUGAAAAAAACACAUACACACAAUAAAAACCGAAGAGGAAUUAGUGGGUGACGCAGUGGUAUUUUGGUCCGUGCAAGGUGUUGGGUUCUUGGGAAGACACUCUUCUUUCACUGUGCCACCCCACGCUCCCCCUCCCCCCCCUGCCAGGAGUCCAAAGGGGUGCUGGUAAGCUGUCAGGGUAAAUUGAAGAAGUGCGGAAGAUACCCCAUUGUGAUGGACUAGCGUCUUACCUGAGUUAACUAUUGCCUGUAGAAAAAUUGAUUUUGAACAGGGGGGAGCAGCAAUAUUCCUAAUCGCUUCAUGCUGCUGAAGCUGAGAUAAACUCGCCGGGAUGGCCCUUUCUAGCUUGUAAGCUAACAUUACCUUUGCCAACACAUCGACCGACUGGUCUUAGUAUAAAUCGGGUGAUGGAAUACUUUACCUCAGCCCUGGUAACGAGGUAGACGUUAGCAAAGAGAUUGCAACAUAGAGUAUUCAGAUAAUUUUUCUGUCGAAGCGUCCUUACACAUAAGUAUAUUUCAACUUUCAAUACGGGACAGACCUCUUUGAGAUGUGGGCGCCGACCGUAAACAAGGUAACAUCAGAUUUAGCGCGAGUUGAUCCUUAUCAGUCAGACUGAGUUGGACAUAAAGGCUCUUGUUUAACAAAUCACAGAUCCAUGUAAUCAUAUUGCUGUUUUUCUUCCCUCUUCUCAUUUCAGGAACUGAUUGCGUAUGGAGCAGGAAACAUUGGUGGAUCUUUUUUUUCGUGUUUCCCGAUCUGCAAUGCUUUAGCGCGUACAGCGGUACAGGAAAACCUUGCAAACACUCAGGUAACCAAAAAUAACCAAAUGCGGUUUUUAAAUUGUUUUUUAAUCAUUCCUUGACCUUGAAAAGCCACUGACCUAUCGUUAAGUGCAAAAACCGUCGUGUCGAUAAAUGGUGUCAUUUUUUUUUUAGCAUACUAAGUGUUUUACGGGGUGUAGAGUGAGUUCUUCUUCAUAGCAAACUGGUUUGGGGCAAUUAUGAAAAGAAGUGUUCUGCGCGCGCAAAAGGAUGCUUCACGGAUUAAUUGUUUCUUUUGUGUUAUUAUUUCACAGCUUUGCAGCGUGGUUGUGAUCAUCUUGGUCCUUCUCGUUCUACUGUUUAUUGCUCCACUUUUUUUCCAUCUUCCAAAGGUGAAUUAUACGUUUCAAAAAUUCUUGCGCUGGCAUAAGCUGUUGUUGUGUCAUUUCUUGAAUUUGCAAACGUUUUUUGUGUUAUUAUUACUUUUGAGCCCAUCGAGUUAUGUUUGCUUUAAUCCAGGCUAUCCUAGCUGCAGUUGUGAUCGCCAAUCUCGUUGGCCUGCUCAAACAAUUUAGACGGCUGCGGCAGUUAUGGGGAAUUCACAAACCUGAUGCGGUAAUUCUGUACAUUGUGUACUGUGAUUCUGUACAUUUCCUAAGGUGCUGACAAGGAGAAUUUAUUUAACAAUCAAGAGCUUCUUUAGUUGGUUAUCAUUUCCUGUGUGAUUCAGGGGUGUUAUUGUAAGGAGAAGUUAGAUGCUUGUCACUUUUAGGUUCAAAGGGUAAACGUACCUCGAUAAUUACUUUACGAGUGGGAUUAACAACUAGAUUAAUAACACAAAUAGUAAAACAAGUUCAGUAUGCGAAUUCAUUUAAGUUUUUAAAAAGAAGUUUAAAAGAUUUUAUUCCAUUUUGUUUUGAAAUCUCACAGAUUGUAUGGUUUUUCUCUUGUUUUGGUGUCAUACUGCUGGGAGUUGGUCUUGGACUUGGUGUAGGCGUGAUCUGCGCCUUAUUUAUAGUGGUUUUCUCUCUUUCCAGGUACAAAAAGACUACAUCUAAGUAGAUUUCUUUCCUUCCCUUAUUUUCACUUAUUUACUUUAUGUAGUGGUCAAUUGUAGUAUGCAACACAGCUUUAUUGACAGCUUAUUUAGUGAUAAAACGAAAGCUCGCCAUGAGCUCUUGAUUCUUGGAUAGAUAUGCUAAGGAGUCGAGAACUUUCUAUAUUCUAUUUAUAAAUCGGAAGCAGCCUGACUUAGCGUAAGAUUUUGGAAUGUUCUGGAUUAUUCUACAACAUUACUCUGCAGAGCACAAUCAACUGAUCUAACUUCAGGGCAUUGAGCUUUGAUCCAGAACCUUAAAGUCUUUCGAAGUACACUGGCAUUUUGGAAAUUUCCUGUGUUAAUCGAUUCUAAAGCACUUUUUAGCAUUAACAUGGCAUUAGCCAAACAUUUGGCGGGACUUUCCGUCUCUCCCUUCAUCAGACUCGGCAUCUUCCUCUGAUUUGAGCUGUAUAUUUUUCAAAACAUCUCCACUUUAGGUCCAAGUACACAAUCCUUGGAAGAGUAAAAGAGACUGAGUUAUAUCGUGACAUCAACCAAUGGCCCUCGGUAGGUUAUUUGUCUAAAUUUACAAGGUCGACUAUCAUAAUUAUUUUUGUUCUCCCUGGUGCUUUGUGUAAGUUUGCGUUCCAAGGAUCGGUGUCAUCAUUUUUGGAUUCAGGUUUAUGAGCCAAAGUUUGUGUGAAAUUGUGUUUCCGACUUCUAUUUUGUCACCGAACAAUAACGCUUCCAUGUAACAUUUUUCUUUAAAGGCUUUUGAGGUCCGUAGUGUGAAGGUGGUGAGACUCGAGUCUCCUCUUUUCUUUGGUAACGCGGAGCGCUUUAGAGAGGCACUUAUUGAUGCCACUGGAGUGGAUCCCGGUUCUCAACAGGAAGCACCCAAACUGGGAAACGACGGCGAAAAACAUGAUCUUCUCAAGAAUAAAAGCGGUGGAAGUUACGGAGGAAUCCCUGGCGUUGUAAGUUAGAUUUAGUAACUCUCUUAUAAAGUAUUCGCAGCGGUAAGUCGAAUACUGGCGUAUACUGGGGAACAAUAAUGGACCUAAGACAGACAUCGAUAUUAUUGCGGUUGGUGGUUUCUUUCAACAACACUUAAAUCUAAUGUUUCUUUGCGCAAUAAACAAUUUACAUACCAACAAUUGGAUUAAUCAGGAUGUCUCCGCCAGCACCACAGAAUAGAUGCCAAUAUCUUUGAAUCAAGAAUGUUGACUACACUUUUUUUAACCUUCUGUUUGCUUCUCUGCGAUGCUGGCAUAGUUAUAAGGUGUUUCGUUUAGCACUAAAGCCGUUAAUUUCUCUCGAGGUUCUUCCCUCUUGUAAUCAUGACAGGAAAAUUUUUUUUUGCAAUGUGUUUUGAACAUGCGUGUAAUUGUCUUGACUGCUUAAACGCUUAAUUGUUGUCCAUUUUUAAAUAGAAACCAAUUCCUGAGGACAAGGUUAGGACCUCAAGGACAGCUGCCGUUGAAGUUGAUGAGCCGCAAACCUGCAUUCGCGCUAUCGUCAUUGAUUGUAGCAGUUUUACUUCCAUCGAUUCUGUUGGACUUCAAACGCUUCCCUCUGUAAGUACUAAGCUUAGGAACUGGUCAUUUUUUAGCGGCUGGAUCGGAAGGGGGAGGGGGGGGAAGGGGGUUGGAGUAUUUUGGUUUUGUCACGAUUUAAUUUAAAUGAUAUCUCCCCGUUAGGCUCUAUGAUAUUCUUGCGAUUCCCUCCUCACUGGCAGUUAAUUGGAAAGUCAAUUUUCCAUAGUCUCCCCUUUACACUCUUUUGGCGACGAUUAAUCCCCUUUCUGUUCCCUCUGGAAACCAUGUGAUCCCCCAAAAAUUCAAGAAAUCUUCUUUUCAUCCUCUAGCUUCUAUCGGAGUUCAAGAAAGCUGGAGUUAAGAUAUACCUGGCUGGUUGCUCAUGUGAGUAUUUCCUUUUUUCAAGUUUUGAAUCAUAGUUUGGGCGGAAUUCACGAUAAAAAAAAAAAUCACUCCUAUUAUUAUUAAGGGUGAUGUCUGACUCUCUGACGUAAUAAUUUACCUGCUAAGCGCAAUGUCGUCUCUCCUCAGCAAACCUCAUUAAAAGGCUCGCAAGUCCCUCUGAGAGGUCCGCUAUACAGGCCAUUCCACGUCACGCGAUGUUUCCAUCCAUUCAUGACGCCGUUACAUCAGCUGCACGAUCACGUAACAACCCAGUAAGUUCCACAAUCACGUGACGGUUAAACAAAACUGAUUCGCAUGUCUUGGCCUUGAUAGCGAAGAGCAAAAUGAAGGAAGUGUACAAUGAAAAACUAUGGUGUUUCUGACCUUUGAAACUGUCACCUCUCAUUCUGAUCUUUAAAAUAUUUUUUCAAUGUUUUUACUUACAUUUUGG